Molecule: messenger RNA, 585 nt
Organism: Hansenula anomala
Lineage: Eukaryota; Fungi; Ascomycota; Saccharomycetes; Phaffomycetales; Wickerhamomycetaceae
Product: heat shock factor family protein
Exons: 1
Biological process (GO): regulation of DNA-templated transcription
Molecular function (GO): DNA-binding transcription factor activity; sequence-specific DNA binding
Source: RefSeq, a predicted model, not a curated record
CCAGCAUUUGUCCUUAAAUUAUGGACUAUGGUUAAUGAUCCAAAUAACCAUGACCUAAUCAAUUGGUAUCAUGAUGGUAAUUCAUUCCUUGUCACUAAUAGAGAACUGUUUGUUCAGAAAAUCUUGCCUAAGUAUUUCAAACAUUCAAAUUUUGCAAGUUUUGUACGUCAAUUAAACAUGUACGGCUGGCAUAAAGUUCAAGAUGCAAGUUCAGGUUCAUUACAUAGUGAUGAAAAAUGGCAGUUCAUUAAUCCUAAUUUCCAAAAGGGUAGACCUGAUUUGUUGGAUAAGAUUGUUAGAAAUAAACCAAAUGAUGAACAUAAUAAUAGUACGCAAGGCAGUGGUGGUGGUAAUAAUCAAUCAAAUGAUGGGAAUGGUACUAAUGGUCAAUUUGAUGUUUCUUUGUUAAUUAAUGAACUAAACACUUUAAAAGCUAAUCAAAUGAAAAUUACUCAAGAGUUAUCAAGGGUAAGAUCUGAUAAUGAAUCUUUAUGGCAAGAAUUAUUUCAAACAAGAGAGAAAAAUUUGGUACAGAAUGAAAAAAUUGAAAAAAUACUACAUUUCUUAGCAAGUGUUUAUGGUAAU